This is a messenger RNA of Aspergillus novofumigatus IBT 16806, 862 nucleotides long. RefSeq names its product putative ssDNA binding protein Ssb3. The record is from RefSeq and is a predicted model, not a curated record. Gene Ontology annotation, cellular component: DNA replication factor A complex; site of double-strand break; nucleus. Gene Ontology annotation, molecular function: single-stranded DNA binding; damaged DNA binding. The coding region runs from base 1 to 462 and encodes 153 amino acids. Lineage: Eukaryota; Fungi; Ascomycota; Eurotiomycetes; Eurotiales; Aspergillaceae. Gene Ontology annotation, biological process: double-strand break repair via homologous recombination; base-excision repair; mismatch repair. The transcript is spliced from 4 exons.
AUGACUAUACCGCGGAGGAAAAAGUCGAUAUCUCCGAUCAAACACCUGCCGAUUGACGUAUGGAGCCCAGCCCAGCGGGCGGUCGGGAGACGAAAUGUCCCUCCAAACCCCCGCGUCCUCCCCGCCCACCUCCACGCCUUCCACCCCUCCAGCGGCUCCUCAACACACACCGUCCGCAUCCUCGGAACGGUAACAGCCCUCCACGGCGACACCGCAACAAUAACAUGCGGGAAUAACGGCGACGUCACUCUCAUCCUGAAAUCAGACUCGCAUCUCCAAAUGGGAAAGUUAGUCGAGGUGGUGGGGAAAGUCACGGAAUUAGAGGGCGGGCAGGGCCUCGGGAUCCGUGUCCUGGCCACGACAGACUGGGGUAACCCUUCGGAUUGCGACUAUAAGAUCUACGAACACGUUGUCGAAGUGACGCAUAAGCUGAAGCCUAUAUUCUAUGAUUCCAAUGAAUAGAUGAGAAUCUCUUCUAUUUGUGCAAAUUUGCUGCGCGGUUUCAGAACUAUAUCUCACAAUUGACAUACCCUCUAUUCUGCGACAAGCCUGCGGAUAUGAUACCUAGAUUCUCUGAGAUGGAAGCCUAUGGAAUCUGUACGGAAACCAAUGGAUCAGGUUAACGCAGGAUGGUUGCUGUUCGUGGGAUUUACUUCUCAGACUCUUCUUUUCAAAGCUUCCUUUUUGCUUUACUGGAUGAAGCAAGGGCUAUAAUGGCAAUGAUAGCCAUUUGUAUCAAUUGCAUGUGCCAAUGACAGGCCGAGUCUUCAGCCUGCUGUUUGUAGUUGGUCAGGUCUUAAAGGUUGGUCUCAGUUGGAGUCAAAGUCAUACCAAGUCUACUUCUCAGUGGACUACAGCUGUA